AUGGCCAAUUCUAAGCUACCCCAGCCUAUCGUUGCUUAUCCGCGCGAGACAGGCCGAACAGCCGUCGAUCUGAUUCUCUCAGGGACUAUCUCCAAGAACUCCGAUGUGAAGAUUCUUCUGUCUCACGUAGGCGGAACACAGCCUAUUCGCGCUACUCGGGCUGCAAUUAUACUCUACGAUACGGGACUAAUCAAACUAUCCCCUGAGACCUUCCUGGAGCAGGCUAGGGACUUUUAUCGUGAUCUCGCGCUUCCUGGAAACGAGGGGAACUUGGAGUUAUAG
Messenger RNA from Penicillium digitatum Pd1, 282 nucleotides. The record is from RefSeq and is a predicted model, not a curated record. NCBI's taxonomy places the organism in Eukaryota, Fungi, Ascomycota, Eurotiomycetes, Eurotiales, Aspergillaceae.